Molecule: messenger RNA, 1776 nt
Organism: Carassius carassius (crucian carp)
Lineage: Eukaryota; Metazoa; Chordata; Actinopteri; Cypriniformes; Cyprinidae
Product: NEDD4 family-interacting protein 1-like
Exons: 7
Coding region: 151-789 (212 amino acids)
Biological process (GO): ubiquitin-dependent protein catabolic process; positive regulation of protein ubiquitination; vacuolar transport
Cellular component (GO): endoplasmic reticulum; perinuclear region of cytoplasm; Golgi apparatus
Molecular function (GO): WW domain binding
Source: RefSeq, a predicted model, not a curated record
GCGCAGUCGCCAUUGUUCACACUAUAACGUUAGAUUAGCCGAGUACCGUCAAUCUCUCCUCAGACGAGAAUCUGUUCACCGUUUGUGAUUUUAAAUCAAAGAUACGUCAAACUAGUGAUUACUGCUCGUGUGUGUGAUUAAGUGAAGAUAAUGACGGAUCAGAGGAGUGGAUAUCAGCAGUUGAAUACUGACGAGUCGUCGUCUGUGGAGGUGUUUGAAGAAGCCUCUGACGCACCUCCUCCGUACAGCAGCAUCACAGCGAGUGACGCAGCUUUCUUUGAGUAUAAGGAGGACGAGGUUUACCCCAAACCUCCGUCGUACAAUGUUGCCACGUCACUGCCGUCAUACGACGAGGCCGAGAGGAGCAAAGUGGAGGCCAGCGUUCCUCUCGUCACCGACAGGGAUGAGGACUUCAUUGCUAGAGACAGCUUCGAAGAUACGGAUCAACUGCGUGUUGGGAAUGAUGGGAUAUUCAUGCUUACGUUUUUCAUGGCGUUCCUCUUUAACUGGAUUGGCUUCUUCCUGUCCUUCUGUCUGACCACGUCUGCGGCGGGACGCUAUGGAGCCAUCUCUGGGUUUGGACUGUCUCUGGUCAAGUGGGUCCUGAUUGUCAGGUUUUCUACCUACUUCCCUGGAUAUUUUGAUGGCCAGUACUGGCUGUGGUGGGUUUUCCUUGUUGUAGGAUUCCUGCUGUUCUUCCGGGGAUUUGUUAACUAUUCCAGAGUGCGCAACAUGGCAGAUCACUCCAUGUCUACUCUUCCUCGAACCCGAGUUCUUUUUAUCUAUUAGGUAAAUAGUUUUUUUUUUAGAUCGGUUUAUGUGUGUGCAUUGCAUUAGGGGAAAAUCGAUUAAAAGACAACCUUUCAGUGAUUUUGAAAUAAUUGUGAUCAUGAUAUUAAAUUGAAGGAUAAGUGUUUUCUCUUUUUUUGACUUUGUAAAAUAAAUUAUAAAAUAAAUUAUAAUCUCAGGAUAAUUGCAAAAUGAACAAAACGGAAAAUAAAAGAGAAACGCCUACAGCUUUUUUUUUUAAUCUUCAGGACAUAAACAACAAAAGUGCAAAGAACACGUCUGCUUCAGACGCCCUUGUUUGCAUAAUGCAACUAAUUACAUUGGCAUUUUGACUAACUGCUUUCCAGUUCCUCCAACCAUUAAUCAGUGCUUAAUUCAGUCUUACAGUAUACUUUCAUUAUGCAGUUAAAAACUACUUACAUUUGCAUGUGCUUCAUCAAUAAUCUGCUUUUGUAAAAUUCCCAGUCACCGUUUGUUUCUGUGGGUUUUCACUUAAUUUGUGGGAAGGUUGUAAAUUUACUUUGAGUAAACCUAGUGAGCUAGAACAAGAGUAUGUAUAUACAGUAUACGACAAGAGAGAUAUUAAAUGUUAUAAACAUGCACUUUCAAGAUAUAAAAAGAAUAAGAUCCUUGUAAAGCCAAAAGCAUAUUAAGGCAACGUUUAUUCAAGAAUAUGUCGGUUUGUUUUAAGUUACUGUCACAAAAUGGACCAAAAUAGACUUAUUGUAUAAUAGAUUAUCUUAGACUGAUAGCAGUUCAAUAUAUGGUUCAGAAUUAAAGCACACCUGGUUAUGUAAUGCGCUUAAUCAAUCAGUAUGAGUUACAGAAUAUCUUAUGAUGCCAAAUGUAGCAGUUCAUUGAUCUUUUCAUUUUUAUUUGUAUUGAAGGCUUCAGUGUGGGAUAGUGCUUCACGAUGUGUUUGUGAUUUGUAUGUUUUACACUUGUCCUGUAACUUUUAAUAAAUGUAACAUCUAUGGCAGCACCACA